Zootermopsis nevadensis is the source of this 3149-nucleotide messenger RNA. RefSeq lists its product as uncharacterized. Gene Ontology annotation, cellular component: nucleus. Gene Ontology annotation, biological process: regulation of gene expression. NCBI's taxonomy places the organism in Eukaryota, Metazoa, Arthropoda, Insecta, Blattodea, Termopsidae. The record is from RefSeq and is a predicted model, not a curated record.
AUAAGGAAUGAUAAAGUGGCCUUUACAAUCACUUAUAAAGAAAAUGGUUCUAAAUGAAGUCAUAUGUUAUAUUGUAUUAUACAUAGUAUAUGACCUGUAUAUAUUUCUAUUAAAUACUAUUUUGAUGUUGUUUAAAUCACUUUUUGAAUCUUUGUGAAUCCACACACCUUACCAUUAAGCUGAUCUCAUGAUUUAUUGCACAGGAAAUUACAACAUGGAGAUAAGUUCCAGUGUCAACUGACAAAAUUUUUGGAUUGUUUCACAUGUCACCAGAAAAGAGAAGAAUACUAAGUUAUCAUUAACUUGGGAUCUGGAGAUAAUUAUACAGUUUCAAGCAUUUCUUAACCCACUUUCAGUAGCAUUCAAUUUUUCUUACAUUUUCAUUAAAAAUGCAAUUGGUUUCCAUGUUUUUCACAUUUUUUAUAAAAAUUUUAGUUUAAAUUUUUUUAACCUCUCCCAAUACACAGGCUAUGGAGUGUAUUGCAAAUUCAUACAUGAUGUAUUUUAAUUUUAGUAACACCAGUAGGCCCUGUUGCGUAUACAUCAUAAUCCAUAUUUUUUCAGGGAGUUUUAAACCUUUAAAUAGGGCGGCUUCAAACGUUUCAAUUGUAUCACUCUAUUCACUUUCUACGCCAGUUAGAUCAAUGCCUGUUUAUGUCAUGGUGUGUAAAAGAUAAAUUGUAUGUGGUACGGACAUGCAAUUGUGCUCCAUUGGUAAUCCAUUGAAAAACAUUUUUGAUUUUGUGGCAGAAAGCCAUUUAGCAUGUUUAUCAGUAUAAACAAAACAUGUGGGCUCGGCAUGUGUUCGGAGAACGCGUUAUUGCCGCUCUGUGGAAAUUUCGAAAAUUUACGUGAUAGUAUCACCGUUACUUGUGCUGUGUUAGAGGUGUGUUGUUACAAUUACUGUUAUGUUAAAUAUCCAUUCCAUUUAGAAGUGAUGCCAAUUUUUGACCCAAAGGAGGAAGGGCCUGUAGAAGAAGCAAAGAUGAAGGGUCAUGAGUUUGGUGAUGUAACUGUCAUAAGUGCUUUGUCUUGCAAUACGGUGGACAUGGGAAACAAAAAAACAAGAAUCUGUCUGUGACAGAAAAAAUAAAUGAUCACAGAGUUUCUGAGUCUGGAAACAAAAUGACUACCGACAAUUUUACAGGACUUAUCAAUAAUGCAGCAGGAUUAGAUCUUAAUCACAGAAAACCUGUACGCAUCAUAGAGGAUAAUCCAGCUAAUAUGAAACCUGAUAUGCAAGUUCCAUCAACCUCUGCUGCUCAGAACUUUUCCGCAGGGGAAACACCUGUAAUUUCAUCAAGUAAUAAGGGUGUGUGCCAAAAUAUGUACCAGUGGGGACAAGUUGGUUCAGCACAACAGUUUAAUGACAGUUGUCAGUAUAGUUAUGGAAAUGCACAUAUAGCAUUAAGCUACUGGGACAAGCAAUUUGGACAGUCUGAUACCAACACAGUACCACCUGCUAACUUUCAGCACUGGAUCAUUUCCAGUUCAAACAACAGUAAUAACAACACACUCGUCUCUCCAAAUAUGAAGAAAUCUGUUGGCAGACCAAAAGGAGGUGCUGAGAGUGUAAAGUAUUAUCAAUGUCCACUAUGUGGAAAAUCUGUUCAGAGACUCAGUCUGCACAUGCGAAUGCACACUGGGGAUCGGCCAUAUCAGUGUUCUCAGUGUGGUCAGCGGUUCACACAGUUAGGAAGUCUAAAGAAACACCAGACCCUUCAUUCAGAAGAAAAGCCAUUUCACUGUAAUGUGUGUGGUAAAUGUUUUAGGUGUAAAUCAGACCUAUCAUUGCAUUUAAAACUUCAUACUGGCAAAAGUUUUGACUGCCCUCAUUGUAGUAAAUCUUUUGUAACUCAAAAAGCUAUUGAUAAUCAUGUGAGAAUACAUACGGGGGAGAAGCCUUAUUUGUGUCAUGUGUGUGGCUUGUGUUUCAAUCAGGAAGGGAACCUUUCUAUGCACGUGAAAGUACAUACUGGAGAGAGACCAUUUCAGUGUUCUGUUUGUAACAAAUACUUUGCUACAAAAACUCACUUGGAAAAACAUGUGCGCACUCACACUGGGGAAAAACCAUACACAUGUGCGACAUGUUUGAAGUCCUUCAGUGAUCGAGGUUAUUUCAUGAGACACCUUGCGGUACAUACCGGAGAAAAGUCUCAUGUUUGUAAUGUAUGUAACAAAGCAUUCACACAGAGGAUAAGUCUUAAACGGCAUUCAAGGAUACAUACUGGCGAGAAACCAUUUGAGUGUAUUAUUUGCAAGGAAGCAUUUUCCCUGAAACGUGAUCUCAAGAGGCAUGGUGAAAAAGUUCAUAAUAUAGACAAAGCCAUAAUUCCAAUACAGCACCAGCUGGAACAUUUUCAACUUUUUACAGGCAGUGUAACUGAACAUUCUGUGAAUCACCAUCAGUAUUAAUUGCUUUAAUUUUUUCACUGUGGUAUAUAGCAUGUAUUGUUUCUUAGACACUACCUUUUUAAAAUAUCUGAGAGGAACACGUUUAUUAAAUGCAUGUUGACUAAACUGAGUAUAAAUUAUGUAUCACCUGCAGUAUCCUACUACAGACUAAAUUUAUGCUGUUUUCCCUGUGACAGUACAAGUUGACUGUGCCCCCUUUUGAAGUACUACAGUAAUGUUUUGACAUGUACAUGUCAUUCUAGUAUUUACCAUUUUAUUGUAAUGGACAGGAAAUAGGAUCUGAAUUAAGAGUGACAUUUCAAGCUUAUUUGUCUGUUGAAAGACACCAUCUGAAUUCUUUUACAGCUGUUGUUUAAGAACAAAUUGUGAACAAAUUGUAACAUUGUAAAAUGAAUUUUAAAUUACAGGCAAUUAUACUACUGCAGAUGGAGAUCAGUAAGGCCCAGUGUUCUUGCAUUAGUUGUCCCUGAUAUUUUGCCUUUAUUAUGUUGUGUCAACUUGAAACAUGCACCAGUUAAAAUUAAUGAAGUACAAAUGUAAUGUUAAAAGGUAUGUCAAUUAUAGCUAAUAUUUUUUUUUGUGCAGAGUUAGAACUAGUACCUGAAAACAUGUCAUAAUAAUAUAAGAACUGUACUGUAAUUAUGAAAUAUAUUUUAAAAUCUGUUUUAUAAAUUACACAGUUUUUGAUAGAUCCUUGUUACCACAUUUGACAAGAAUAUAGUUGUAAAAAAAUA